AUGAUUGAGCAGUUGUGUGCUUCAAGGCAGGCAUAUGACCACUAUAAGAUCUGCUUGAAAACUGUUGCCACCAGUCAGCAGGUAUCUCUGUUUAAUUUACUAGAAAAUGUAGAACAAAAUUCACGAAAAUAUUUUAUGAAAAAUAUCGGCACUUAUUUGAGCAUUUUCCGCAAAUUUUCCCCCAAAAUUCAAAAUUCUUCUGUUAUAUUGGUUUCGAAGAUCCAUUCCUCAGGGAACCUCAUGCACUUCGGAAUUCAUGUACGCGACUCUUGUGGUGACGAUGCUUUGACUUAUUCCUUUGCUGCAAUGAAUGAUUACGCAAGGAUGAUUGAUGGAAAAUGCAGGGUAAAUAUCGCGGUUGAUCAUAUUGCACGAAAUAAUCGAUAUUGA
This is a messenger RNA of Strongylus vulgaris, 390 nucleotides long. The record is from the annotation of a GenBank genome assembly. Lineage: Eukaryota; Metazoa; Nematoda; Chromadorea; Rhabditida; Strongylidae.